This is a messenger RNA of Malaclemys terrapin pileata, 787 nucleotides long. RefSeq lists its product as uncharacterized. The transcript is spliced from 5 exons. The record is from RefSeq and is a predicted model, not a curated record. The coding region runs from base 41 to 787 and encodes 248 amino acids. Lineage: Eukaryota; Metazoa; Chordata; Testudines; Emydidae.
CCAAGAAGAGGAAACCUUUGCAACCCUUCCUCUCAGAAGAAUGUAUUUUUUGGUGAUCCUGACUUUUCUAGGACGAAUUACUGGUGAGACUUUCUUUCAUCAUUAUGAAAAUGGAAAUUUCACACUUACGUGCAAUGAAACAGUGGCUAAUGGGAAGAAGGAAACAGUUUGGUAUGAAAGUCGAGAAUCUCUGCAUGAAUUCCAAAUAAGGAGAUAUUUGAGACCAUUCCUGCAAAAUCACACGAUAAAUCAUUUAGUACAAGAAGAAAGAAGUAACAUCACUCUCUCUUGUGAAUUUCAAAUGAAGCCCUCAGGACAAACAUUUCUUAUAUAUUGGAUCAAAUAUACAGAAACAAGCAAAUGCCUGUCUUCUGUUCAGAGAAAGGAACAUAAUUUCUCGUAUAAUACACAUUGCUGUAUUGAUGAGAUGAUCAAAGGACGACUAUUGACCUAUACAAGCUUAGAUUCAAAUGAGAGACAUGUAGUCCAUAAUAUGACCAUCUUGAAUGUUACUUACUCUGACAGUGGAACUUAUUUAUGUGUUGUAAAUGCCUGGUCAAGAGGUAAACAUGUGUGGAAGAUUGCAAAUAACCUUUCUAUAGAAGUGAGGAAUCAAGCCAUUCCAUCCUCUGCUUCCUCUGCUUCCAUUCCAUUGUAUGCCACCACUGGAUUGAUCGUAGGGAUUAUUAUCAUCAGUGGGAUAGCAUGGUUGAUCUAUAAAAAGAAAAUCAAAUCAAAAGGAAAGCCAUCUGCACAACUUCCCAGGUACGGCCUUGAAUGGACAUAA